GUGACGGCCUGCAAGCACAGCUUCUGCCGCGCCUGCCUGAGCGAGUUCGUGGCGGGCGCCGGUGGGGAUGCGGAGACCGCUCGGGAGGCGGGCUGCCCGACCUGCCAGCGACCCCUCACCGUCGACCUCACAGAGACACCUCUUCUUCUGACGUUUCGGUCUGAGGUGCUUCCGUACCUUGUUGAAAGCUUCAUGAGCACCGCAAAGGGCGUCAUUAUUCAGCGCUGUCUGCUUUCUGCGCUAACACGAUCGGCGCAAGCGGCAGCGGUAGCGACUGCUGCGAGCAUCAGCAAGAAGCGCACGAGCAUCCUGAACCGGAUCAACCUGGGGGGGUUCCAGACGAGCACCAAGAUCGAGGCGCUCCGCGAGGAGAUUGCGCUGAUGACGGAGGACGAUCCGUCGGCGAAGGGCCUGGUGUUGAGCCAGUUCACGAGCAUGCUGGACCUGUGCCACUUCCGGCUGGAGAAGGCGGGCAUCAAGUGCACGUCAAGCUGGACGGCUCCAUGA
Klebsormidium nitens is the source of this 507-nucleotide messenger RNA. The record is from the annotation of a GenBank genome assembly. Lineage: Eukaryota; Viridiplantae; Streptophyta; Klebsormidiophyceae; Klebsormidiales; Klebsormidiaceae.